UUACCACUAUAGACAUCUCUAGAAAAACAAAAAUUCCAUAAGGUGAAAAAAAAAUCUGAACCAAUAUGACAACUCGGCAAAAAAAGCGUGAAGAGCUUGAUGAGAGGGCAAAGCAAGGUGAAACCGUGGUUCCUGGUGGUAUUGGUGGUAAGAGUCUAGAAACUCAAGAACACCUUGCUGAAGGAAGGAGCAAAGGAGGCCAAACUAGGAAGGAGCAGCUGGAAUCGGAAGGAUAUCAUGAGAUGGGUAUAAAAGGAGGGCAGACUAGGAAGGAGCAGAUAGGAAUUGCGGGCUACCAAAAAAUGGGACGUAAAGGAGGUCACUCUACCAUGGAUAAGUCUGGCGAAAAGUAUGCUGCUGAGGAAGGCAUCGAUAUUAAUGAAUCCAAGUUUACCAACGAAGAAAAAUAGAUGUUAUGAAGUUGUUGCCUUGAUGCAUGUUCCCAUACUUAGUUGUUAAUAAUGU
Molecule: messenger RNA, 465 nt
Organism: Arachis duranensis
Lineage: Eukaryota; Viridiplantae; Streptophyta; Magnoliopsida; Fabales; Fabaceae
Product: protein SLE1
Exons: 2
Coding region: 66-410 (114 amino acids)
Biological process (GO): response to abscisic acid
Cellular component (GO): cytosol
Source: RefSeq, a predicted model, not a curated record